AUGACUCAGCGAAAAUACCUUAAAGUCUAUUUAGAAAAAACCUCGACACCAAAAUUAAUGUACAAUAUGAACGAAGAAUCACGCCAAACCAAGGAUGAAGGGGCACUACAAAAUGGAGUUCACCAACAGAUUACUGGAACAGAAAAUGGAAAUGUGCUUUUAGUAGCCCACGAGCUUGCGAUGGCAGGCGAUGAACUGACAAAGCAGUUUUCAAAAAAGGAAGUCGAGCAAGACACGGUUUGGGACAAUGUGAAACGUUAUGCUCUUAUCGUUACAUUUCGUUUGCUAUUUGGCCUUGCCUAA
Messenger RNA from Paramuricea clavata, 303 nucleotides. The record is from the annotation of a GenBank genome assembly. Lineage: Eukaryota; Metazoa; Cnidaria; Anthozoa; Malacalcyonacea; Plexauridae.